This is a messenger RNA of Eupeodes corollae, 514 nucleotides long. RefSeq names its product DNA-directed RNA polymerase III subunit RPC9 (gene Polr3I). Gene Ontology annotation, molecular function: nucleotide binding. Gene Ontology annotation, biological process: transcription initiation at RNA polymerase III promoter. Lineage: Eukaryota; Metazoa; Arthropoda; Insecta; Diptera; Syrphidae. Gene Ontology annotation, cellular component: RNA polymerase III complex. The transcript is spliced from 4 exons. The record is from RefSeq and is a predicted model, not a curated record. Bases 91 to 474 code for a protein of 127 amino acids.
CUUAAAACCAAAGUGACAGUUCCAUAAUUUAAUUUUCCUCCUGUUUUGACUUUGAUACAAAGUAAACAAUCAAAUUCAUCAACUUGCAACAUGGAAAUAAUCAAUCCUUGUUUUUCUGUUCUAUCGAAUAUGGAAGUCUUGGAAGCUCUCAAAAACAUCAAAGACACAAAAAAGAAAUACGGACUUCGUAAUCUUGCGACGAUUGCCUAUGAGACCCUACAAUACCUCGAAGACUCACCUUGCAAAACCCAAACACGUGAAUCAAUUCUAGAAUUCCUUAAAGAAGUUAAACCCUAUAAACUAACAAGUAAUGAAUGUUUGAUGAUGAUCAAUGAUCCUCCUCAGACUGCCCUUCAUAUUCAAUUGCUCGUUGAGGAUAGUGAAGAGCGACUGAGUGAAGACCAAGUCAACGCUCUCCUCGAAAUAGUCAAGAGAAACUUUCCACAAGUUCCCGAGCCAACAAACCCACAAUAAAAAUUAAAAUACAUUUCAUACGCAUAGAAAUAGAAAAUAA